UUUCACCCAAGCCUCCACUCCGGCGCACAUUGGCUCCCGCCGAUACACUUCUCCCUCAAUCUUCUGCGGUCACGGUUUCGAUAAUGGACGUGCUCUUCAACUCAAUCAACGUCCGAGAUCUCCUAUCCUCCCACGACCUCGAUGAGUCUUCGCCGCUAUCCGCACCCGAUCUCCGCCUCCUCAUCGACCGCCUCCAGUUCCAGUCUCUUCAGAUCAAGUCUAAAGUUCAAGCCUAUCUCCUCUCUCACCAUGCGGACUUCUCCGAACUCUUUUUUCGGUGUUCAGAAUCCGCAUCCAGGUGCGAACAAAUCUCCGACUCCGUUUCCAACCUCCUCGAUCUCAUCUCCGACCACCCGAUCGAUGCCGAGAUCCGAGUCGCGGUGUCGGAGAUAGAGAAGACAAUGAAGGAGUUGAAGGCGAAGAGGGAAUUGCUAGACUUGGUUAAGGUAAUUGUGGAAUUGAGUGAGAGGUUGAAGAGUGUGCAGGAGGAUCUUAAGAAUGGACGGUUGAUAUCGGCGGCGGAGGCAGUUAGGGAUUUAAAAAAGGCGGUUGGAACAGUAGCCGAGGAGAGAGAGCCGGUGGUAUAUGGAUUGUUGAGGAAGGAAUGGGCAGAAUGCUUCGAGGAGAUUCAAGGGAUGCUUGUGAAGUUCAUGGAGAAUGCUGUACGUUUUGAGCGGGAACCAAAUAAAGUUCGGGUCAAGCUUCGGUUGAGUGUAGAUGGUACUCAAGAAAUUGAGCUUCGCACAAUUUUGGAAGCAAUGGAUGUGGUUGGCAUUCUAGAUUAUGGGCUUGCUAAAGUGGCUGACUUAAUGAUUAAGCAUGUCAUUGCUCCUGCAGUAAAUUGUGGAUCUCCUAUUUCAUUUACAGAAGAAUUAAUUCAAGACUCAGAUCAAAUGACUGAGAUGAUUUUGAAAACAGUCUCUUGUGAGCCUAAGCUUGAAAAGGAUGAUGCUGAGAUUAUCUAUUCAAGGAUUAUUAUGAUUAUUAAGUUUUUCUACAAAUCCAUAUGCUUCCAAAAUGGUUCUUGGAUGCGAUGUUUUGGAAGAUUAACAUGGCCAAGGAUAGCAGAGAUAAUUAUUUCCAACUUCCUUUCCAAGGUUGUACCUGAUGAUGCUUCAAAACUUGCUGACUUUCAGAAGAUCAUAAAAUGUACAUCUGAAUUUGAGAUUGUUUUGAAGGAAAUGAUGUUCAUUUCAGCAUCUGAUAACAAGGAUGAAAGAUUAAGCAAUUUUGCUGAAAAUGUUGAGGUUCACUUCGCAUCUAGGAAGAAGACAGAGAUAUUGGCAAAGGCUAGAAAUUUUCUUCUACAAUGUGACUUUGCUGUUCCUCAGGAGUAUGCGAGGACAAGUCCUAAAUUGAAGUAUGGUGGUGAGAAUUCUUCUGAUCAUGUUGUUGACUUGCUUUUUUUGUCCGAGAGAUGUGUGGUGUCUGAAGCAGCCUCUCAACUAAUGGCGCUGGUACAUCGAACACUUCAGGAUGUUUGCUUGUCUUCUGUCAAGGUGGCUUUGGAAUUCUACCAUGCUACUAGGGAUGCUAUUCUUCUUUAUGAAGCUGUCAUUCCUGUCAAGCUAGAAAGGCAGCUCAAUGGCAUUAACCAGGUUGCUGUUCUCAUUCACAACGACUGUCUUUAUCUGUCUCAGGAGAUUUUGGGGCUUGCUUUUGAGUAUCGGUCAGAAUUUCCAAGUGCCAUUAGGGAACAUGCGGUGUUUCUUGAUAUGGCUCCAAGAUUCCAUUUAAUGGCAGAACAAGUGCUGCAGAGACAAAUUCAACUUGUUAUUUUUAACUUGAAAGAGGCAAUAGAUGGGGCAGAUGGAUUCCAGAAUACCCACCAAAUGCAAAAAUUCGAGUCUGCAAAGUUCAGUAUAGAUCAGGUUGUUUUCAUCCUUGAGAAAGUACAUAUUAUAUGGGAACCAGUGCUGCCACCCUCAACUUACAAGAGAAGCAUGUCCAUGGUUUUAGAGUCAGUUUUUUCUCGAAUGACAAAAGAUAUACUCCUUUUAGAUGAUUUGGCAGCAGAAGAAACAUUACAGCUACAAAGGUUGAUCCAUUUGAUGCUGGAAAGUCUGUCUUCUUUAUUGGAGUCCUUGAUUGUUGUCGACCAAAAAGGGACAUCACAAGAAGGUUUUGCACAUCCUCUUGAUGAUCUCAUUCCAUCUCUACGCAAAACCCGCAAAGUGGCAGAUUUAUUAGAUAUGCCUUUAAAAUCCAUUACAACAGCUUGGGAGAGUGGAGAACUGAUUAGUUGUGGUUUCACAUUGUCAGAGAUGGAAGAUUUCAUCAAAGCCAUAUUUGCAGAUUCACCUCUGAGAAAAGAAUGCUUAUGGAGAAUAGAAAGUGCUAAUUUUUAGUCAACCAGGAAUCAAUCACCUCAGCAGGUGUUGAUUCCUCUGUUUCAUCAGUUAUUUAUCCAAUCUAACCAAAAGAGAGCCAAAGAUGCGAUCCAGUCUGGAGUCUUUUUGUUCCAGUCUUGUUCAUUCCUUCUUUCUAAGCAAGAUACCUUCUACGAGAGGUAUCUUUUUUUCCUUUUUUUGGUAUGAUUAUUGUAAAAAUCUUUAUUCUGGAUAUGUACUUUCUAUACAAGAAGAAAAUAAAAGGGGAAACACACACGAAUUAGUUUAGUAGAUAAAUGGAAAUUAACUUGGAAUAGAUGGUCUCCAGUUUCCAA
Molecule: messenger RNA, 2665 nt
Organism: Vitis riparia (riverbank grape)
Lineage: Eukaryota; Viridiplantae; Streptophyta; Magnoliopsida; Vitales; Vitaceae
Product: centromere/kinetochore protein zw10 homolog
Exons: 14
Coding region: 84-2348 (754 amino acids)
Biological process (GO): mitotic cell cycle; mitotic spindle assembly checkpoint signaling; endoplasmic reticulum to Golgi vesicle-mediated transport
Cellular component (GO): RZZ complex; nucleus; chromosome, centromeric region
Source: RefSeq, a predicted model, not a curated record